GAUCCAUCUGUGUGUGUGAGUCGUUUUGAGUUGAGUUUAGCAGCAGUAGCGGCAAGCGCGAGCGCCAGCCGUUAUUUUAUUUUUUAAAAUAUUUAAACGUUUACGCCUUAAAAGCGUCAACGGUUGUAACGGCCGCCGGUAUCUUAACCGUCGACUCGGGGUCGUUUUUUCGACCGUGUUCCGGCAUUUUCCUCAAAUUUCGACAAAUAUUCUCAAACAGAGACCCGGAGAGAGCGGUGUGAGCGUGUGUGAGAGCUGUGACAGACCAGGGACGGUCGGACGGUCGGACGGACAGACGGAAGGACGGAUGGGAUUCCCGGUUUGCUAGCGUUAGCUUCAGCUUGAUGGAGGAGGAACCGAGCCGAGCGGUGCUGUGAAUUAUUAACAAUCUCUCCGUCGCGGCGCUUCAGAGAGAAAAAACAGCCCCGACAGAGAAAAAGAUGCAUCUCCACCAGGUGCUGACCGGAGCCGUGAACCCGGGGGACUGCUGCUACUCGGUGGGGAGUGUCAACGACGUCCCCUUCACGGCAUACGGUUCAGGGUGUGAUAUAGUGAUCUUAGCCAGUGAUUUUGAGUGUGUGCAGAUCAUCCCUGGAGCUCAGCAUGGAAACAUCCAGGUGGGCUGUGUGGAGUGCUCACACCAACUCGGCCGGAUUGCGGCGUCCUAUGGAAACAUUGUCUGCAUUUUUGAACCAGUAUCUACCAACCUGAACAAGAGGCACAAGCAACUGAACUACCAAUGGCAGAAGACGGGGCAGUUUCUGCUCAGUACAAUGGCCUACAGCCUUGCCUGGGACCCACAAGGUAACCGUAUACUGGCAGCAACGGAGCGGCUGAAGCUUUGGGCUCCACCCACAGGUGACACACUACUGGAGGAAGAGGAUGGUCAGCUCACCGAUGACAAACCACACCCUGUCCUCAAUGACUGGAAAUGUGUGUGGCAGUGCAAGACUGCUGCAACUGUACAUAUACUCAAAUGGUCUCCUGAUGGGGAAUACUUCGCCACUGUGGGGAAGGACGACUGUCUGUUGAAGGUGUGGUACCCCACCACAGGCUGGAAGUCAGCGAUGGUGAUCCCGGAGGUGCCAGACAGGAAGGCUCCUCUGGUGCAUUUCUCCUUCGUCUAUCUGGCUCACCCUCGGACUGUUACAGGCUUCUCCUGGAGGAAGACCAGCAAAUAUAUGCCCAAGGGGUCAGUGUGUAAUGUGCUUCUGACCUCGUGUGUGGACGGUAUCUGUCGGCUGUGGAGUGAAACGCUGCUGCCGGAGGACAGCCUGCUGGGGGGUCAAAUCACGGAGAACAGCACCAGCUACAGUUCCUCGCUGCCCCACAGCGGUCAGAAGGACAAGAUCCAGCAUGCUCUGGAGUCGAUCCACCACCUGAAGCAGCUGAGACGGGGUCGAAGGAGAUCCUCUGCACUUGUGGCUCACACAGAGCUGCUGCCCAGCCAGCUUGGCUCACAUGAAACACACCGGCACAUCACACACCACGCUAACGCGCUGUGCCACUUCCACAUCUCCGCCAGCAUCAACCCCAAUACAGAUAUCCCGGCAGCGCUGGCUGGUUCAGGACUGUUUUCUCCAGCUGAUGGCAAUGGGGGGUUUGUGGUGCACUGGCUGAAUAAUAAAGACUUGAGCUUCACCUCUUCUAUGGACCAGUUCAUGCAGCAGCUGAGGAAGUUCUCAGAGCAGCACCUGGAGCACACCACUGAUGAGCUCAGACAGGACGGCACCGCCAAGUUUGACUUCGAUCUGGAUGAAAUGUCUGAUAAGGCGUCGGAGCACGAUGAAGGCGAGCAGGAGGGCAGCACGAAGGCCUCGUCGCCCGGCUCCAGCAGCAGCAUGCCUCUGCCCUCCGUCCUCCUCGACCGCAAGAUGGAGGCGCUAACCUUGGAGUGGAACAAAAGCCCUGACAUGCUUUUCACCAUCCACCCGGUCGAUGGCUCUUUCCUCGUCUGGCAUGUCAAAUACCUGGACGAGUUCAUCCCCGGAAUCUUCCGCCAGGUCCAGGUGGCAUUCUCCUCACGAAUCCCUGUAGCGUUCCCCACAGGCGAUGCUAAUUCUCUGAGUAAGAACAUCAUGAUGUAUGCCUGCACCUUCGCUGAGCGGGACAGCGGGGGCUCUCUAGAUCUGGACAGAAAGGAGCGUCAGAUUCCUCAGAGCGCAUCAGCCUCCGCUGGCCUCAGCUCUCUCGACCACUCCCUCGCUGCUGUGAUCGGUCCUGCCGUCAUGAUGGUGUCCAAGCACGUAGAUGGCUCUCUCAACCAAUGGGCCGUCACUUUUGCCGAAAAGUCAGCUUUCUCCAAUGUUCUUACAGUUUCUCACAAGUUCCGUUACUGUGGACACCGUUUCCAUCUCAACGACCUGGCCUGCCACACGGUCCUGCCGCUUCUGCUGACAUCAUCACACCACAACGCCCUGCUGACUCCGCCCUCUGGCCCAGGUGGUGUUGACGGAGACCAAGAGGCUGGGCCCAUGCGACCCGUCCGCCCAAUGAGAGGCUUCCCACAGAAGCAGAUGCGGAACGCGGCGACACGUACGUUCCACGACCCCAACGCGAUCUACAGUGAGCUGAUCCUGUGGCGUGUCGAUCAUAUCGGGCCGCUGUCCUGCACUGGAGGCGUGUCCGAACUUGCACGCAUCAACUCCCUCCACACAUCGGCUUUCUCCAACGUGGCCUGGCUGCCCACACUCGUCCCCAGCUCUGUGCUCGGGACGUAUUGCAACUCUGCGAGUGCCUGUUUUGUGGCAUCGGAUGGGAAGAACCUGCGCUUGUACCAGGCGGUGGUGGACGCCAGGAAACUGCUGGAUGAACUGUCUGACCCAGAGACCUCAAAAUUGGUGGGCGAGGUGUUCAACAUAGUCAGUCAGCAGUCCACUGCUCGGCCCGGCUGCAUCAUUGAGUUGGAUAUAAUCACGAACCAGUGUGGCUCGACCACGCAGCUGCUGCACGUCUUCCAGGAGGAUUUCAUUUUAGGAUACAAACCCCACGAUGACAUCGCAGACAUAAACGCUGCUAACUUCCCUUCUGCUGAGGAGUAUCGUCCUCCUCCAUUCUCUGAGAAGUUCUUCUUGGUAGUGAUUGAGAAGGAUGAGAAUAGGAACUCUGUUCUGCAGAUGUGGCAUCUGCACCUGAAGUCUGUCCAGGCAUGUGUGGAGGAACCAGCCCACAAGCAGGUCUUCCAGAACCAGCUGACGGUUCCACACACGUUCAGUAACGCUGACUCAUCUCCGGAAACGACUCCAGGUCACAGCCCACUUCCUCGCUCAUCUUCCUCUGCUAAUCUGCAAUCUGCCAGCAAACUUAUCCUCAGCUCCAAACUUGUCUACAGCCAGAGGCUAGAGCUCCCCCUGGGUGUGGAGGUCAUCCGUGCAACACCCUCUGCAGGUCACCUCAGUUCCUCCUCAAUCUACCCGGUGUGUCUGGCGCCGUACCUGCUUGUGACCACCUGUUCAGACGGCCGGGUUCGCUUCUGGAGAUGCACUGUGGAGACAGACAUGUCUGCACCAAACCCAGAAGAGUCACGCUCAUACUGCUGGGAGCCAUGGUGCCUGCUGAACGAGGAGGAAGACAACAACAGUGCCCUCAGCGUUCCCGGGCGACCUGUGGCCGUCAGCUGCUCUUACAUCGGCCGCCUCGCUGUGGCAUUCAAGCAGCUGAUGCCUGGCAGUGAGGGUGGAUCGUCUAAAGACUUUUCCAUGCAUGUGUCCAUCUAUGAGUGUGAGUCAACAGGCGGUUCUGAGUGGGUUCUAGAGCAGACGAUCCACCUGGAUGACUUUAGCAGACCUGUGAACACCCUAGAUUCUAGGGUGAGUGUGGACAGCAACCUGGUGGUGUACAGCAAGUCUGACCUGUUUGUGACCAAAGACAGCCCUAAUAUAAAGCACUUUGUGCACCUGGACUGGCUGUCCAAAGAGGACGGCUCACACAUUCUGACGGUGGGAGUGGGGUCUAACAUACUCAUGUAUGGCCGCAUCUCUGGAAUUGUCACCGAGCAGACAGGAGGCAAGGAUGGCAUGGCUGUUAUCACUCUGCCACUUGGGGGCAGCGUAAAGCAGGGUGUUCGUUCCAGAUGGGUUCUCCUGCGUGCUGUAGAUUUGGUUUCUUCAGUGGAUGGGACACCAUCUCUUCCAGUGUCGCUCUCCUGGGUGCGAGACGGUAUCCUAGUGAUUGGUAUGGACUGUGAAAUGCAUGUUUAUGCUCAGUGGCACCAGGAUAAAAAACCAGGUGAUUCUGAAGACAAUGCCAUCAGUUCUCCGGAUGAUGGCAGCCGCUCAACAUCCGUUCCAGCUGAGAGCCGUGGGCGAUCUAAGAGCGUAUUUGAGAGUGGCACCGGCAUAGACGAUGUCUUCAAGGUUCCCGCGGUGAUCCAGGAUGGUGGCCUGUUCGAAGCGGCUCAUUCGCUAUCUCCCACGCUUCCACAGUACCAUCCAACCCAGCUGCUAGAGCUGAUGGACCUGGGCAAAGUCAGGCGGGCUAAGGCUAUUUUAUCACACCUGGUCAAAUGCAUCGCUGGGGAGGUUGCUGUGGUGAGAGAUGUGGAAGCAGGUGAGGGCGGAGCCAGGAGACACCUGUCCAGGACCAUCAGUGUAACCGGAAGCACCGCCAAGGACACUAUUGUUGCUGGACGAGAUGGUGGGCGAGAUUAUACUGAAAUUAACUCAAUCCCGCCCCUCCCUCUUUAUGCUCUACUCUCUGCGGACCUGGACACCUCCUACAAGGCAGGGGAGGAGGUGGGAAAAGGGGUGAAAGGUCAGGAACGAGAGGUCCAGAAGUCUUCAGAAGAUCAGUAUGCUGACCUCUUCCAAGUUCAAGCGGUCACCACGGACGACUUUGUCAGCUUUGCCUCAGAGAAGCCGGAGAAGAAGACACGAGUGAUCAAUCUGUCCCAGUAUGGGCCAACCUACUUUGGCCCCGAGCAUGCUCAGGUGCUCUCCUCUCACCUGAUGCACUCUAGCCUGCCCGGACUCACUCGACUCGAGCAGAUGUUCCUGGUGGCGCUUGCUGAUACCGUGGCAACCACCAGUGCUGAGGUGGGAGGAGCCACUGAUAAACAGUACACAGGUGGGGAGGCUUUAGAUGAAUGUGGCCUGCGCUACCUCUUGGCGAUGCGGCUGCACACCUGUCUGCUCACCUCACUGCCCCCACUCUACCGGAUCCAGCUACUGCACCAAGGCGUCUCUACGUGUCACUUUGCAUGGGCGUUCCACUCUGAGGCGGAGGAAGAGAUGUUGAAUAUGAUUCCGGCCAUGCAGAGGGGCGACCCACAAUGGUCGGAACUUCGCGCCGUCGGUGUGGGCUGGUGGAUUCGCAACAUCAACACACUUCGACGCAUGGUGGAAAAGGUUGCCAAAGCGGCGUUCCAGAGGAAUAACGAUCCUCUGGAUGCUGCGUUGUUUUAUUUGGCCAUGAAGAAGAAGGCUGUGCUCUGGGGCCUUUUCAGGUCUCAGCAUGAUGAGAAGAUGACCCAGUUUUUCAGUCAUAACUUCACUGAAGAUCGCUGGAGGAAAGCAGCCCUGAAGAAUGCGUUCUCUCUGCUGGGGAAACAGCGUUUUGAGCAAUCUGCAGCGUUUUUCCUGCUCGCUGGAUCUCUAAAAGAUGCCAUUGAGGUGUGUUUGGAGAAGAUGGAGGAUAUUCAGCUGGCCAUGAUCGUUGCCCGUCUGUACGAGGCUGACUUCGAGAGCUCUUCCACCUGUCAGGGCAUCCUGUAUGAGAAGGUUCUGGGGUGCAAAAGAGAUGGAACUGGGUUCUCCUGUACCAAACUGCACCCCGAUCCGUUCCUCAGGAGCAUUGCGUACUGGAUCAUGAAGGACUACACCAAAGCUCUGGACACACUGCUGGAGCAAACACCCAAAGAGGAUGAUGAGAACCCAGAAGUAAUGGUGAAGUCAUGUAACCCCAUGGUCUUCAGCUUCUACAACUACCUUCGCACGCACCCUCUGAUCAUUCGAAGGCACUUUGCCGGUCCUGAUGCCUCUUUGGCCACCGUGGGGCUGACGUCCGAGCGCAGCAGCGCUGACGAAAUCAACCUGAUCGAGCGCAAACUGUUUUUCACCACCGCUAAUGCUCACUUUAAGGUGGGCUGCCCCGUUCUGGCCCUUGAGGUCCUGUCCAAAAUUCCUAAAGUGACCAAAAAAGCCUCAUCUCUCAGCAAAGGGUCGUCCCAGGCUAACGUUAGCACGUCCCAGCCGCAGGAAAACGGAGGCCGGGCAGUGGAUCUGGACUGGGGUGCUCCGGUGCCGAGCCAAGCCUGGGGUGCUGAGACCUCUUCAGGUUUGGACUGGAGCCAGCCCAUGAUAAAGACUGAAGAUGAGGGACUGCAGUUGAACUGGGGAGACGACAAGGAUGAAGAUGAAGAAGAGGAUGGUGGGCUGACGAUGAAGAAGCCGGAGGACUCAAAGGAAAAAACAGGAAGUCUGCAGAGGGAAGAUUCCGCGGGUGAGUCGGAAGUGGAUGUCAUCGCAGAACAGCUGAAAUUCCGUGCGUGUCUGAAGAUCCUGAUGACAGAGCUGCGGACGCUGGCCACGGGUUACGAGGUGGACGGCGGUAAACUCCGCUUCCAGCUCUACAACUGGCUGGAGAAGGAGAUCGAGGCCAUGCAUCGCAUCUGCAACUACAAGGUUGAAGGGAAGGAGCCAGUAGGGGAGUUGGAGAAAUGGGGCGGUGAUGGUUCGAUUGAUCUGGAUGAGUCCCUGGAGAGGAGUGAAGCCGGUGCGUAUGAGCGCCACCAGCUGGAGAGACGGCGCCUGCAGGCAAAACAGCUGCACGCAGAGCGGCGUAAGGCCUGGCUGAGGAAGAACCAGGCUCUACUCAGAGUCUUCCUAAGUUACUGCAGCCUGCAUGGUGCCAAGGGCGGCGGGGUCACCUCCGUCAGGAUGGAGCUGCUUUUCCUGUUGCAGGAGUCUCAGCAGGAGACAACAGUGAAGCAGUUGCAAUCUCCGUUGCCAUUGCCGACCACGCUGCCCCUCCUCUCAGCUAGCAUUGCCCCCACCAAGACGGUCAUAGCGAACCCUGUGAUGCACCUCGGCAACCACAUACACGAUAUCCUCUACACCAUCGUCCAGAUGGAAGCUCCACCACACCCGGACUUACUGGAUGACAGGGUGAAUGCUCUUCACACUCUGGCUGCUUCUCUCUCUGCCUGCAUUUAUCAAGCACUGUGUGACAGUCACAGCUACAGUAGCCAGACGGAGGCCAAUCAGUUCACAGGGAUGGUGUAUCAAGGGCUACUUCUAAGCGAAAGACGGAGGCUCCGGACAGAGAGCAUUGAAGAGCAUGCCACACCCACCACCGCACCCGCUCAGUGGCCAGGUGUGUCAUCUCUGAUCAGUCUGCUGACGUGUGCUCAGGGUGAAGACCAGCCACGGUUGAAUGUAAUGCUGUGUGAGGCAGUGGUGGCUGUGUAUCUGAGCCUGCUCAUCCACGGACUCGGCACACACUCCAGUAACGAGCUAUUCCGGCUGGCGGCCCAUCCGCUCAACAAUCGCAUGUGGGCCGCUGUGUUUGGAGGAGGAGCCAAACUCAUCGUCAAACCCAAACGGCCCCCGGAGAUCGCCCCAGCAGUCCCUCCUCCGACCCCUCCAGCUGAAGAUGUGGAUCGGCAGCGUCGGCGGUUUAACAUGCGCAUGCUGGUUCCCGGGCGACCCGUUAAAGAGACUCCAGCCACACCUCCGCCGAUCCCCACCGAGCGCCCCACCUACAAGGAGAAAUUCAUCCCCCCGGAGCUCAGCAUGUGGGAUUACUUUGUGGCCAAACCGUUCCUGCCUCCCUCAGAUAGCGGAGCACUGUACGACUCAGACGAGAGCGGUGCAAGUGAUGAUGAGGAUGAUGACGAUGCAUUCCUCUCAGACACUCAGAUGACAGAGCACAGUGAUCCAAACUCGUACAGUUGGUCUCUGAUCCGUCUGGUCAUGGUAAAACUUGGUCUGCACAAUGUCAAGACCUUCCUACCCAUUGCAGGACUGGACUUUACAGACCUGCCGGUGACGUCUCCGCUGUGUAACGCUGUUCUGAAGUGUCUGGAGAACUGGGAGCAGCUGCUGCUGGAGAAAAUGAACAAAUUCGAGGGCCCUCCGCCCAACUACAUCAACACCUACCCCACAGACGUCAGUGCAGGAGGAGGCCCUGCUAUCCUCCGCCAUAAAGCCAUGCUGGAGCCUGACAACACUCCAUUUAAGGCAAAGCACCACCUCUCCUUCCCCGCCCGCCGUCUCUGGCACUUCCUGGUGAAACAGGAAGUCUUGCAGGAGACUCUGAUUCGUUACAUCUUCACCAAGAAGAGGAAGCAGAGUGAGUCUUUAGAGAACCAUGUGGACUACCUCACACAAAACUGCAUAGCAGGAGCUCGCAAUGCCAGCAAGGUGGAGGCAGAUCUCGGCUAUCCCGGAGGCAAAGCUAAAAUUAUUCACAAGGAGUCAGACAUCAUCAUGGCAUUUGCCAUCAAUAAGGCUAAUUCCAGUGAGAUAGUGCUGGCCUCCACUCAUGAUGUCCAAGAGGUGGAUGUGUCCACUCUGCUUGCAGCCCAGCCAUACACCUGGAUCGGAGAAGACUUCGACAAAGAGUCGCGCAGCUCCGAUGAUGAUUAUCGCUCGUCUCACACCAACAUUGCCCAGGCCAGCGCUGGCCCCUUCGCCCCGCCCCCUAUGCCUGUCUCCGCCUCCAUGCCCUGGCUUGGCAGUGGGCAGACCAGCAUGGGUGCCAGCGUGAUUGUAAAGAGGAAUUUAAACAAUGUGAAGAGAAUGACGUCCCAUCCUAUUUACCAAUACUAUAUGACAGGAGCUCAGGACGGCAGUGUGCGGAUGUUUGAGUGGAAUCGCCCGCAGCAGCUCAUCUGCUUCCGACAAGCUGGAAACGCCAGAGUUACUCGCCUCUAUUUCAACUCACAGGGCAAUAAGUGUGGAGUGGCAGAUGGUGAAGGAUUUUUAAGCCUCUGGCAAGUCAAUCAGACCUCAUCAAACCCCAAACCAUAUUUGAGUUGGCAGUGCCACAGUAAAACCUGUGGUGAUUUUGCCUUCAUCACCUCCUCCAGCCUAAUCGCCACAGCAGGACACUCCAACGACGGCAGGAAUGUGUGUCUGUGGGACACUCUGAUCUCCCCCAGUAACACCAUGGUGCAUGCCUUCCCCUGCCAUGAGAACGGAGCGACGGUUCUGCAGUACGCUCCUAAGCAGCAACUGAUUAUUUCCGGAGGGAGGAAGGGUUUCGUGUGUAUAUUUGAUAUUCGGCAGAGGCAGCUGCUGCACACCUUCCAGGCCCACGAUUCAGCCAUCAAAGCUCUAGCCAUGGACUCCAGCGAGGACUUCUUUGUUACCGGGUCUGCCGAGGGCAACAUGAAGGUUUGGAAGUUAGCAGGUCACGGGCUGAUGCACUCUUUCAGCAGCGAACACGCCAAGCAGUCCAUCUUCCGCAACAUUGGUGCGGGUGUGAUGCAGAUCGAGACCUGCCCAGGUAACCGCAUCUUCACCUGCGGAGCCGACGGCACGCUGAAGAUGAGAGUCCUUCCCGACCGCUACAACAUCCCGGCCAGCAUCUUCGACAUCCUAUAACCCAGAGGCGGCUUUCAACGAUGACCGAGACGGUCGAAAAAUAACUAAAGCUUUGAGCAGCAAACCUGUUCGUUUACCUUAGCUGUGAAUCAAAUGUAACUUUGCGCUGCAAAAUGUCUUUCUGUUUUUUAUUUCUCCCCAAAGCGUGAAAAGCAAAUGCGAGGUUACAUACUUGAUCCUAAAGAAUAGAUUACUGUAAUUUUUUGCGAGUGCUGGGCUCAGGCCUGUUAAGCUCGCUCGUUAGAGUGUUCUCAUAGGAAAGCUAUGCAUGUGCUGAAACUUGUCACUGCGGUGCAUUCACAAGAUUGUUGAUCGUGCUCUGUAAAAGUGCUCAAAGCAAAAAUUUUUAAGUGUGUAUCUGUCGUCAUUUUGUGCCCACAGCUGAUAAACUUUUAGCAUCUUAACUUACCAGCACUGUGCUUCAGUACCCAGUCGGUCAGUCAGUGAACUCAAAGUUGUUGCAUCUGCGUUUUUUUUUUUAUUUAUUACUGUAAGUUAUUUCCUCGGCUGCUCACACAUUGCAGAGUUUGAAACGGCACAGAGCCCUGUUCCCCUGAUAUCGGGGACGCAGUGAAAAAACGUUUGUCGCCCCAUAGCUGCUAUUGAACGUGUCUCACUCUCUUCCACAUGGCUACUAUCAAAACUGUCUCACUCUCACUCCCGUCAUCUGCAGUUAAACCUUUCUCCUCUUUUCCCUUACCUGGUUAAACCAGUCUCAUCUUUACCUGCACUGCUGAAAAUUACAACUUGUCAAGUGAUAUCAUCUUAAAAUGUAAUCGAUUUAUGUAAUAUUUCUUAUUUUGAGG
This is a messenger RNA of Colossoma macropomum (tambaqui), 10351 nucleotides long. RefSeq names its product Dmx-like 2 (gene dmxl2). Gene Ontology annotation, biological process: vacuolar acidification. Lineage: Eukaryota; Metazoa; Chordata; Actinopteri; Characiformes; Serrasalmidae. Gene Ontology annotation, molecular function: protein binding. Bases 441 to 9545 code for a protein of 3034 amino acids. The transcript is spliced from 46 exons. Gene Ontology annotation, cellular component: RAVE complex. The record is from RefSeq and is a predicted model, not a curated record.